This is a messenger RNA of Nasonia vitripennis (jewel wasp), 13693 nucleotides long. It is a transcript of the gene PlexB, whose product is annotated as plexin-B. The transcript has 10 exons. Gene Ontology annotation, cellular component: semaphorin receptor complex. The record is from RefSeq and is a predicted model, not a curated record. NCBI's taxonomy places the organism in Eukaryota, Metazoa, Arthropoda, Insecta, Hymenoptera, Pteromalidae. Gene Ontology annotation, molecular function: protein binding; semaphorin receptor activity. Gene Ontology annotation, biological process: sensory neuron axon guidance; negative regulation of cell adhesion; semaphorin-plexin signaling pathway involved in axon guidance. The coding region runs from base 964 to 7008 and encodes 2014 amino acids.
GCUGCUGCUACAGUCGGCCUAUGUGUCAGUGCGAGUUUAAUGGCGGCGGCGACGAGAGGAGUAGCGCGAGUAGCUGCUGCCGUUCCGUGCGUAGGACCUGCCGCGCUCGCUCGUCCUUCUGCCGCUGAGCACCAGCUGCUACAGGAGCUCUGAGGAAGGAUAAGAACGAACACGAACACGAUCCUGUGUGUGUGGACUGCAAGACGCGGGAGUGCGCGCGCGGCCAGGACUCGCUGCGAUCUCGUUCUCUUUCUCUCUGUGUCCGCGGGUUCAACGCCACUUUGGAGCGCAGGCCCUGCUCUCUAUCUCUAUCUCUCUCGCUCGCUCUUUCUCUAUCUGUGUAUACACGUACUCGCUCGCACACACGGCUAGACGGCUCGGGGGUUGUUGUUUCUCCGGGUCGGCGGCUGUACACGCCUGGGUGAUAUCGCAUCGGAGGCGCCGGUAUUACAGAUAGUGCAGCGUCUCGCUGAGUGCGCGAGUGUGUCCUGGUGCGCGGAAGCGUAUUAUAUAGUAUAGCCGGAGGAGCGGCGGGCCAAAGGGCGAGGAAGGCCGCGCAUAGCUUCGUCUCUCUCUCUCUCUCUCUCUAUAUAUAUAUCGCCCUUGCGCAUUCGACUCAAGUAUAAGUAUAUAUACAGCACGGAAGAGUAGCGCACAUCAGUAUAGCGGAGUCGGAGCAGCGCAGGACUGCGGGAGGAGGACCGAAGGGACAUGCUGCAUCGCGAUGUCUCCUAGGGACGACGAGGACGACGCUCUGUCGAACAGAGAUAUGUGCAGAGGAACGCAAUGAGAAGAGUCAGUUCAGCCACCAGGUGGUAAUUCUAAUUGGCUUCAUGGCUGGUUGAGCCAGUCUUAGAUGAGGCCCUCUUUUCCUCGUUCAACUCAUUGUCUCCUUCCAGCCAUCAAACUGCACUGCGCAUGUAGCACGAGUGCAUUUCUCAGCUUCACUAUAAACCACACACUAUGAAUCUCUUUGGACUAUGGUCCAUCUCCCUGCGACCACUGGUGCCACCGCCACCACGGUUGACACAGUUGCUCAUUCUCUACUAUGCCUGUCUUGUACUCUGCUUGAUCCCUCUUCAAGCAGUGUCAGCCACCUCUGAGGAAGUAGCUGGUUCCGCAUCUGCUUCCAAUGAAACUCAGCUUGUACACAUCGUGGCACAGUUUCCAUCAUUGGCUUCUGGACAGAUGCAAAGAACCUACUUGGAUUAUAAUUCCACUUCUCUACGCUUCAACCACCUUGUGAUAGAUCCCAAUACUGGUCAGCUCUUUGCUGGUGCUGUCAACAGGCUAUUGCAGCUAGACUCUGAUCUCCAAGUAAAAGAGCACGUGAUUACAGGUCCUAAGCACGACAACCCGCAGUGCCAUGCAACAGGAUGUUCGUCCACGGACAUCGAGACCAGCUUGACCGACAACGUAAACAAGCUACUAGUAGCGGAUCUGGACACACGAACCCUCAUAGUCUGCGGCUCGUUGUUCCAAGGCGCGUGCGAAAAGCACCGGAUGUCCAACAUAUCCCUCAAGCUACAGAACUUCACGUUCGGCGUCGCAGCGAACGACGAAGCUUCCUCUACCUAUGCUUUUAUCGGUCCCGCGCGUUACAAUGCUUGGCAGAGCUCGAACAUCCUCUACGUCGGCACGACCUUCACUAACAAUGCCGAGUACCGACAUGACGUGCCUGCUAUUUCUAGUCGUAAUUUGGAUAAUUUGGAGUUCGCCGAGUAUACCUUUAAUAAGCAGUCCAUUCUUCAUAUCGACGUGAAGUACCGUGACCAUUUUCUCGUUAAAUAUGUCUACGGAUUCAACGCCAGCACCUACGCUUACUUCGUCCUCGUCCAAAAACAGUCUUACCUGCCAGAAGAGGAAGAACUUGGUUAUAUAUCGAGGAUAGCUAGGAGCUGCAUCACUGAUCCGAACUACGACAGCUACACGGAGGUGACGCUCCAGUGCAACGUAGAAGGCAGAAAUGAAUCGUACAAGCUUGUGCAAGAUGCGAAAAUUGGAACUGCCAGUAGUGACCUAGCUUCUCAGUUAGGAAUCAGUGCUGGCUCUUCGAUUUUUGUCGCUACCUUCUCACCUAGUAAGGGUAUCACCAACGAGCCUCUGCCAAAGUCUGCAAUAUGCGUCUACAGUCUCCAGGACAUCGAGAACAAGUUUGACGAAAACAUCCACAUGUGCUUCAACAGUAGCAUCAAGUACAGGAACAUGGGCUAUAUUAGCGGACCCAUCCAGGACGGCGAGUGUCCGCAGUCCACUGGAAAUAUUGGAGACUUCUGUGAAGUUGGAUUAAAAAUUUCUGGUGUAUCUCCAAUUGUUGGUCAAGCAGUUUUACACUUUCCUGAUACUUUUGUUACUUCUAUUACCUUGGCAAACACAGAGAGUCAUACUGUUGCUUUUUUGGGUACAGAAGAUGGUGCUGUAAAGAAAGUUUUACUUUCUGCGUCGGAUGCUUCAGUUUAUGAAAGCAUCGUAGUAGAUAAAGGUCAAAAAAUCCUUCCAGAUACUGCCGUUGCACCAAGUGGAGACUACCUUUACGUUCUAUCAAAUUCUCGGAUUUCAAAAGUUAAGGUGCAACACUGUAGUAGUUACACGAAUUGCAAUAGCUGUCUAGUAGCUGGAGAUCCGUAUUGUGGUUGGUGCUCUUUAGAAAAAAGAUGUACUGUACGUCGAGACUGUCAGAAAGCGAAUAGAAGUAGUCCACGCUGGCUGUCUCUGGGAACUGGACAGCAAUGCAUCGAUUUUGAGCAAGUGCUUCCGGAUCGCAUACCCAUCAAGCAGAUGACGACGGUACAACUGACUAUUAGAACACUGCCUGAACUGCCUACUGGUGCAAAGUACAAAUGCGUUUUCGGCAAAGCCGAACCAAUAGAUGCCAUUAUGACCAUGUAUGGUCUGUCCUGUCCGACUCCACCUAUCUACUCUAGACCCAACAUCCCCAAGGAUGCUGAUCACGUUCUCGUGCCAUUAUCCGUUCGCUCGAGUGAAACUAACAAAGACUUUGUAUCGCGUAAUUUUGCCUACUUCGAUUGCUCGAAGCAUACGAUUUGCUCCGAGUGCGUUAAAGCGCAAUGGACUUGCAGCUGGUGCGUCUAUGAUAAUAAAUGCACGCACAAUACGACUGAAUGUCAAGGUGACAUAAUUUCUGGAGAAAAUAAUGUACAAGCAACCCUUGCAGCACAUGGGGCUCAGUAUUGCCCACGGUUUGUUACUCCGGAGAAACCGCUCAUGCUGCCAAACAACGUUCCCAAAGAGAUCACCCUCGAAGUGAAAAAUCUGCCGCAUCCACAAGUCGGUCACACCGGUUUCCAGUGUUUUGUAAAUAUCGAAGGUGCUCAUUUGCGCGUCCAAGCCCGAGCUGAAAGCAGUCGUUACAUCAUUUGCGACAAAACAGUAUAUUCUUAUGAAGCACAAACGGGCGAGUACGAAGCCGAGGUGAUGGUUAUGUGGAACUCGAAUCACUACAUUGACCGCACCAGCAUCAUACUGUACAAGUGCGAAGUAUUGGGUUCUCACCGAGAGCAUGCAGAUUGUUCGCUCUGCGUCACCCGUGAGCGACACUUCCAGUGUAGCUGGUGCGGCAGUAGUUGCGUUUAUCGAGACUCUUGCCUGAAUUCCGCAUUCACUGAGUGUCCAAAGCCACGUAUCGACAUGAUAAAACCGCUGAGCGGACCUAUCGAGGGUGGCACUCUUGUCACCAUAGAGGGUAGCAAUUUAGGUCUACGUGAAAGUGACGUCGCUGGAAAAAUUUUUAUCGGCAACGCUACCUGCACUCUCGUUGAUUACGAGAUUUCAGUCCGUAUUGUCUGUCGCACAAGUCAACACGAGGCCACCGACGAAGCUGCUGUUAUCGUAGGUAACGUCGCCGGGUUUACUCGCAGUGCCGUUUACUUCAGCUACAAAGAUAUCCGGCUAACCAGUCUGAACCCACGGGUCGGUCCACAAAGCGGAGGAACACGUCUUGCUAUCACUGGCCAAUAUCUCAACAUCGGCAGUGCGAUAUCAGCGUAUCUGGAUGAACUGCCCUGCCAAGUGAAUGCCAGCCAGGCUAGUAGUACACGACUAACUUGUGUUAGUAGCAGGUCUGGUCGCGUGCGAAGCAUAUCUAGACUGACGCUGAGCAUUGACGGGGCGAACCGUACUCUCGAGGGCAACCCUUACAACUACACGCACGAUCCUAGCAUCAUGGAGAUCAAGCCCUUGAGUAGCUUCGCUUCAGGAGGUCGUAUGAUUACAGUCCACGGCACGUAUCUCGACACCAUUCAAAAACCCGAGAUGGUCGUGUAUUUUGACAAGGAGAGCGUUCCAAUUAAUCGCACAAUUUGUUCGGUGCUCAAUCCGACGCAGAUGGAGUGUCCAAGCCCAAGUGUGGCUGGACGCUUCGGUAUAGCUCGUGACAAGCGUUCUCUUGGACGUAAGGUUGCCAGCCUCUCGCUCAAGAUCGGCUUCAUCAUGGAUAACGUUGAGUCGGUGCGCGACCUCGACAAGCACUCGCAGAACCUCCGCAAUCGGCUCGUGUACGUCGAGGACCCCAAGUUCUUCCCGUUUCCCAGCAACGUCAAGCUAUACAAAGGUGAUACUUUGGUCAUUGAGGGAGAGAGUCUGAACUACGCGAGCGACGAGUCCGACGUUAUGGUGACGGUCGGUACCCAGCCCUGCAACGUCACGUCGCUGGCUUUCUCACAGUUGGUUUGCACGCCUCCGGAUCAGCAACCCAUGGGUACCGACGAACACGGGGUGAAGACUGAAGACGGGCUGCCGCUUGUAGUCGUGCGCGUCGGCAAGAGUCUCAGGUUCCCGAUUGGUUACCUCCACUACGAUCUCAUCAAAUCCUACCCGAUACCGCCCGAGGCGAUCGCGGGUAUAGCCGCGGGCACUUUCGGCCUCGUCUUCAUCUUCAUACUGGUGCUCGUAAUCUAUAGACGCAAGAGUACACAAGCUGAGAGGGAGUACAAAAGGAUACAGAUACAGAUGGAUACGCUGGAGAGUAACGUGAGGAUGGAGUGCAAACAGGCCUUCGCCGAACUACAGACCGACAUGACGGAUCUCACCGCGGACUUGGAGUCGACCGGUAUACCGACCCUCGAUCACAAGAAUUACAUCAUGAAGGUCUUCUUCCCGGGAGUGAUCGACCAUCCGAUCCUGAACGACCCUCGUUCACGCAACAAUCUCACGCGCACCAACUACGACGCGGCGAUGCUGCAGUUCGAGCAGCUUAUCAACAACAAGUGCUUCAUCCUGACGUUCAUCGAGACGCUCGAGUCCCAGAAGGACUUCAACAUUCGGGACAAAGUGAACGUCGCCUCCCUUCUCAUGGUCGUCCUCAUGGGCAAGAUGGAGUACGCAACGGAUAUCCUGAUGAAUCUACUGCUGAGGCUUAUCGACAAGUCCGUCAACACGAAGCAUCCCCAGCUGAUGUUGAGGCGCACCGAGUCCGUCGUCGAGAAAAUGCUGACCAACUGGAUGGCCCUGUGCAUGUACAACUACCUCAAGGACUACGCCGGCUCGUCGCUCUUUCUCCUCUUCAAGGCCAUAAAGCACCAGAUCGAGAAAGGUCCCGUCGACGUCGUCACCCACGACGCCAGGUACUCCCUCUCCGAGGAGCGACUGCUGCGCGAGCAGAUCGACCACAGUAUCGUCACACUUCACGUUGUUCAGGACGACCUCGACGAAAAGAUCCAGUGUAAAGUCCUCGAUUGCGACACCAUUAGCCAGGUCAAAUCCAAGAUACUCGACGCCCUCUACAAGAACACACCCUUCUCUUUAAGGCCUUCGGUGCACGAGGUCGACCUCGAGUGGCGCCACGGCAGGGGCGGCCACCUUACCCUUCAGGACGAGGAUCUGACGACCAAGUGUUGUGGCGACUGGAAGAAGAUCAAUACCUUGGCUCACUAUGGAGUCAAGGAGUCCGCUGUCAUGUCGCUCAUUCCGCGGCAGAACGAUGGCUUCUCGCUCUCCUGCAAGCAGCCCUGUCACACUUGUAGCAAAACGUCACAGCAUCAUAUGCAGCAGCAUAUACAGCACCCAAGUCAACAGCAGCACCACUACCACUCGAGGCACGCGAUCAACCACUGUUCUACGUUGCAUCUACCGCCAACGCCGAAUCACGGUCUCUUAAGUCCCGCGACGAUGUAUGCCACCGGCCCUGGCAUUUACUUCGACAGUCAGCACUCGCCGCCGAUGAUUAUUGCCAACGGCGACGUCGAAACCGGACACACCGGCAGUCAGCGGCUCUAUCACUUGGUGAGGCCAGUAGAGGAGAGUCAAUACGCGACGAGUAUGGGCUUCGCGAGCGGUAAGGUACCGCCAGGUCUGCACCCGGAGCGCACCCACAAAGCAAUUCCCGAAAUCUUCCUUACGAGGCUGCUCUCGACCAAGGGCACCGUACAGAAGUUUGUCGACGACUUUCUUAACACGAUACUGACAGCGAACGAUGCGCUACCCAGUGCCGUCAAAUGGCUCUUCGACCUACUCGACGAGGCGGCCAAUAAGCACAACAUUCUCGACCCCGAGGUACCCCACGCUUGGAAGUCCAACAGUCUGCCGUUGCGGUUCUGGGUGAACUUCAUAAAGAAUCCAGACUUCAUGUUCGAUAUCAACAAGUCGACGACGGUGGACUCAAGUCUGUCAGUCAUCGCUCAGACUUUCAUGGACGCAUGCUCGACGUCGGAGCACAGGCUCGGCAAGGACUCGCCCUCGAAUAAACUGCUCUUCGCCAAGGAUAUCCCACAUUACAGGGAAAAAGUGGGCAGGUUUUAUGCCGAGGUGCAGAGAUUACCGCUCAUCACAGAUCAAGAGAUGUCCAGUGCCAUGCAGCAGCUAAGCGCCUCGCACGCUAACGAGUUUGAUGUCAUUGCCGCACUCAAAGAGUUGUAUAUCUACGUCAGCAAGUACUAUGGAGAGAUCCUCGAGGCGCUAGAAACGGAUCCGGGCUGCUGUAAACUCCACCUGGCCCAUCGGCUGGAGAACGUCGCUUGCACUCUCGAAGGCGAGGAGACGAGCGCCUGCUGACACAACUUCGGCCAGGCCUUCACCGUCCGCAAAAUCCACGACUUCUCCUCCAGAAACUCUGAUUAGUGCCUCCACAAUUGUCAAGUCUACUAACGGACACACGCGUGCGCGCGCGAAAGGAAUAUGUCGACGAAGUCGCGGACUCUUCGAGCUGAUCAGAGCGCGCUUCGCCAAUUAUCUGUAUACAUAUAUAGCCGACGAGAGAAUUGAUUGAUAUCCGAAGAAACACGUAUACACGGACAAAAAACUCAUAUGUACAAAGAAGAAACGUCUGCUGCUGCUGCUGCUGCUACCAGCGUCGAUUAAAUGGGAAUGAGCGUUAAGAGUAAAAAGAGGGAAGAGGAGCACGAGAGCAGCAGCCGCGAACGAGCUCCGAAGCGCGCGGAGCGAGUAAUAGCCUUUGGUAAGUUCGAAACGCCGCGUUCCGUCUUUGAUAAUUAAUGAGAGCGAGCGAGCGAGAGGUGAAAAAGGGAUAGAGAGAGAAAGGAGAGAGAAAAAAAGUAAACAAAUUCGUCGCGCGUCGAAUCGGUGGAUCCGUUCGGCGUGUAUUCACUCGGCGUAAACGCGUAUACGUAGGUACAUAUAUAUGCAUAUAAAUAUACAUGAUUUGCGCAGUCGUCGAUCGGAGAAGAGAGCGAGAGAUGUAUGUACGUAAUUACUGUGCGCGAGGCGAGUUUGCGCGCGUGCGUCCGCUCGUUUCACGGCGAUAAGGAUCGUUGGGGUAGAGAAUUUUUUCGUUUUUUUGCUGCACUCGCGCGCGCGCGCAAUCAUUUGCGCACCCACACCGACACGUUCAGAAACUGCGCGCUGUAACAAAUAUUCGAGCAUGACGGAUUAUAUAUACGUUUUUAAUUGAGAGAAAGUUAAGCGAUAAGCGGUUGGGGGGAGAAAAGCGUACGAGGUUUAUAUAUAUAUAUAUAUUGAGAUAAGAGGGAAAAAAAAUGAAAAUGAAAGAGGUUGAAGAAAAAGCCAUAGUGUCCAACGGACUGUAUGUGCGCCCAGUCGCGUACAGCAGCAAGUAGUCUGUGAUCUGAGCACGAGUGGCUAUGCCUACUAUCUUCAUUACGAUAUUAUUAUUGAUAUGUUAUAUAUAUAAAUAUUUAAUUACAUAAGAGUAAAUAUAUUAUAUAUAUAUGAAGAAUAUAAAAUAAAAAAUAUAUAAAUAUAUAUGAGAGAUGGGAUAAAGAACAAAAUAAAAGAUAUACCACUCGAGGAACGGGCAGAUUGUAGUGAGCUAGCUAGAGAGGGUUUAUUAUCUUACGAUGUAUAAAACAAGCCAGGGAUGAUGAGAUUGUGACGCGUAGUGUUACGGUAUACAUACUCUAUACGGUGACUAAGCUAGCGUUUAAGUUUAAGUGCGGCGUGGAGGUUGAAUGAGGAGCAGAAGAGGAGAGAGAGAGAGAGAGAAAACUACGUUAAUGGUCUACUUCGAAACGAAACGUACGCUGAAAACGUCGAACAAAAUAUAUGAAUUAAGCAUUUCAUUUCUAUUUAUUUUUGACGCGAGGAUAAAUUAAGUUGUUUUUUUUUCAUAUAACAAGAAAUGUAUUUAAUACAUUUUGAAAAAUGUGAUAUAUAGUUUCUUUUUGCAAAAUAAAUAUAAAUAUAUAUAUGUAUAAAUAUAUGUGAUGCGCGCAUUCUCUCUCACCUCGUCGUCUCCCCCUCGUUAAUACUCGAAAAAUCUCUUGCUCUCUUUUCUUUCGCGCUUUUCGUCUCUGGCCAGCAGAUUUCGUUUCCUGCGAUCUCCGUACGUAAAACAAAACUACCUAUAUGCGUUCGUAAUUCCUUCAUUUUUUUACUUUUAUACGAGACGGCAAUUAUACAUACAUAUAAAUAUAUAUAUAAAUAUUACGGCACACGAUUGUAUACACAUGCACUCUGUCAGAUUUUUCUGAAUGUCUCUCUAUGCUAUUCGUUCCCUUUGCAAAGUUCAAUGACUGGUGUUUACACAUACGCGCGAGCGCAAACUCGUGCGCAAAACUCGAUAUUUACAAGAGCUCUCUAUGCGUUCAAUCAACUUUUUUUAUUAUUAUUAUUAUGUUUUGCGUUUAGUCUAUUGACUAUUUCGUUCGAUUUUUUUUUUUACAUUUUUAGACUAAUCAAUUUCGAAUCGUCCGUGAUUUUUGCGGCGUCGACGACGAUAUCGCGUCUAUUGUUUAUCGUCUGAUAAGUGUAUCAUAUAGUUAUUAUUAUUAUACAAGCGUUUAAGUGAAGUGCAUUUCUUUUGAAAAAGCAAGCCGCGAAACACUAUACUCAUGAAUUUGUUUAUCGGUUUAUCUUUACUUUUUGUAUAUACGAGGAAAUUCGAAAAUAAUCAAAGCGCAGUCCUCGCUUUGGUCUGUCGCCUACGCGCGGUCAAGUCGACGUCAUAGAGUCUCUCGCGCGUCAAGCUCUAUUCGUCCAUUUCUGCGUCUUUCCUUUGCUUUUUUUCUUUCGCUCCUUCGUUCACGCUUUUUUUUUCGUUCGCCAUGCUUGUUUUGUCUCUUUAACGUUUGUAGAGUUCGCGACAAAGGAAAUUCCCCCUAUAUAUUAUUCGCAAAACAGCGUGUACUGCCAGGGCUCUUGAAAUGCAUCGCGUCCUUAUACAAACGAAAAAAAAAAAACAUUAAUAUGUGAAAAAACGAUGAUCUUAGGCUUAACGAAGAAAAAAGGAGAAAGGAAAAGGGAUCCGUCACUGGUGUCACGCUUGAGCGCGUGGGCCGCGUCGUGCUGGAAUCGUGGUCGUCGGAAAUCGCGCGUGUGCAUUUCGUCAAAGGUAUGCUGCUGCGAUUUAAAGGCCGCGUAAAGGGGUUGACGCUGAAUGGCUUAAAAAACGUGCAGGUCUUUGAUUUUAUUAUUUUGCCGAGCCUACCGCGAGCUACGUACCCUGAAAUAAGUACGCUGCGCAUAAUUACGAAAAAAAUUAAAUUGUACGUUCAAUGCUGCUUGCGUGUGCAGUUGGAAAUAUUUAGAAGGCUGUUUUGUGACAAAGAUUCCCUUUGAAGCUUGUGAAAUGCUUACACGUGCAUUUUGUGGCAUCGCGCGUUCAAACAUUUCAUUGCAUACGGAUCGCGAACAAAAGUUGCGGGUAAAGACAAAACAUUUUCAGUCAUUCUUUGCAGACUUCGCCUUCAAGUCCAAAAUUAACUAUAUUCGUUCGAUAAACUUUGCGUCAACGUUAUAAGAAUAAAGUAACUCUUCGAUUCAAGAUAGAAGCCUAUAAAAAAUUCUGGUUUAUCCGGUAUCGAUACCGGUGAGUCACAAAAAUCAAGACUGCGUUUUUUUAAGCUUACAAAGGUGCCUCGUGCAAAGCGUCGAGGUUCUACAUUGAAAUCGUGAAAAGUUGCUCGAUCGUAAUAACACUCUCCCAAUAUUUAGUAUUAUUUAUGCAUCAAUGACUGAUUUUAAGACUUAAAUAUAUCCGGAAAAAGCCUAAGAUUCCUCAAUCUUUCUCAACGGAUGCAUUUCUCUAAUAUUAUCUAUUCUAAGUCAAUGAUCUCUACAAAGCUACCAGUGAAAAAGGCUUUUCAAGUUCGGAACUGUGAUAACACAUUUCUCUCGGCGGCGAGCUUGCGCCAAGUUCUGCCAACGCUGAAAUCGAUGCGGCAACUUUUCAGGAUUUCGAAACGCCGGGGCUCGCGAAAUGGCCGCAAUGUUCUUGUACUUAAUUAAGAUUUAAGACUAUACGUUAAACCGUGAGGAGGGCAGCCGAAGGGAAAAAGUAAACAGAAAAUAUAUCGAGUCUCGAGAAUAGACCUUUGAAUCAGCGCGAGCGACUCUUCCGGCUUUCGUGCGGCGCGAUUCUAUCCGGCGUCACCCGCGCAUCGUCGCGCCACCGCCACCGCCGCCGACCUAUGUAUAUCUUAUCUAUAUGUACUGUAUUUAUUUAUAUACUAAACUACCGAGCAAGCUCUAUAGCUUUAUGCGACUUUGAGUGUAGCACUCGGCGCGGCUAUAGUCCAUGCGAUGCCGCUGUCCGACUGCUGAUGUCUGUCUACCAAUGCGCGUGCAUUCACUGUAAAAAAAGGAACAUUCAGUGUUGAAUUUGUACUAGUAUAGAUAGAGAAAAUUGUAACGAUUGACUGAUGUUUUCCUUCUUCGCGAUCGAAGUAUAUUAUAUUUGAUGUGUAAUAACACUCGAGCUGAUGGAUUAAAAUUUUUUUCGACGUUGGCAUUAUUUAUACGAUUGAAAGGGUUUACUAGAGCAUCUUUUUUUACAGUGCGCGUACACGUAAUGCGACUUUUCUGACUGUGUAUUUUGCUUUCUCGAGACUGACCCAGAUGGAAGCAUUUUGCAUUUCGUUAGCUGCAUUAGCGUUUUUAUAGCAAAGCCGGAAAAAAGCGCAUGAUAAAUUCACUUAAGCAGAAAAUUAUAAGUCAGUAAUGUUUAAAUUAUCAUUUCCGUUAAACCGAAGUAAUCAACAAAAGAGCUGUACAAAAUGAAUAUUUGAAAUUCUUCACCCCCGUCUUUUAUCGGAACGACACAACUGCAAGAGAGCAUACAGUAUGCUAUUUAUAAGACUUCCACAAGUAAAGCUCUUGCGUUAAGUGAUUUGUAGAGUGUACUUAUGCGCGACGCGAUUAUUUAUUUGUGAUUCAGACGUUUUUCUAGAAAUAAGAGCUGACCUGGAUCACGCGACGAGUUUUAUUUAACUUGAGCAAAUAACGCAUUCGUGCAAAAAAACAAACUUUACAAACUAACGGUAAAUCCCUGAAAUAAACAUUUAAAGCGAUUUGUUGAUUUAUCAGUUUGACAAAUGAAAGACAAACAAAGCCCCUUUCGACUAAUCUUGUAAGAAGAUUUCAAUUCUUACUUCUGGGUUUGUCUCGAGCGACGUUAAAUGUCUUCCCUAAUGCGCAAGGAAGAAUUACUCUCAUUUCUUUUUCUCUUUAAAUCGAGCGUGAACUUCCUAAGCUCAAACGAGGAUUAUUCUAAGCUCAAGACUUUUGAAACGAAAACGAGAAAUUAAGUCUUUGAAGUAAGGGCGUGCAAGCGAUAAAAUUAAUAGCGUCAAUUAUUUUGCCACAACGUUAUGUAGUAAAAACAAGAAAAUGUCUCGUGCUAGCAAGUUCUGUUCUCGCAAACGUUUACUUUCAUGUAGUCUUGCAGCGGAAUAUGGAAACUCGUGAACGUCCGAUGUGCAAUUUCGCUCGACACCAGACUGGAUUCCGUUGCGCGGAAAGCGUCUAUUGUGUAUAUUUGUCCCGUUUUCUCGCAAGUCCAGUCGAGCAAUUCCAAUAAUACGUAUAGCAUCUAUCUCAACGAUGUACAAUUAUAUAGACAUAUAUAAAUAUCGUUCAUGCAGACCGAGUUCACGACCGAGCGAAAAGGAGAAAAAGAAAUAUCCUAUACCUGUGUAUUUCUGCGUUAAUUUUGUACGAUUAUGAUUCUUAGCUCGUGCGAUAUGUCUUUUUCUGGAAGAUCGAUGAAAGUUCAUGUAGAGUAGAAACGAGUGAAAAAAAAGAAUAACUAAAUUAAAGGUAAAAGUUUAGAAAGAGAAAAAAAUUAUUAGACUUGGCGUUGAAAAAAAAGUAGUGAGUGCGUUGGUUAAUUUGAAUAUUAAUGUAAUUAAUUAGACGAAAAUUGAGAGUGAAAAUGUAGACAGUGAUAGAUGACGUUUUUUUUUUUAAUAUAUAUCAUUGUUAAUUUUAAUUCGGUUCUCGUGGAGAGCCGCGACGACAUCCAAUAUCCAGAGCAUCGAAGUAUUUGCCGUAAUUGGACUGAGAUCGGCGAGAGAUAAUGUAAUGUAUAUUCGAUCCAACUCGAUUUGUAUCCGAAUAUUGCUAAUAAAUUAUUUUGUAAAGUCAAGUGAUAUUCUUUUUAAAAUGAUAUACUCUGCGUGUCAGAAUAUAAACCUUGAAACAAUUAUUAUAUGCGAUCGCUGUAGAAUCUAUAAUUACAAUUCAUAUAUAUAAAUAUACGAGGUUCGAUGACGCGCCGAUAAAAAUAAAUAUACCAUGUUGACAGCAUUCGCAUACAGAUUCAGCUGGAUUUCAAUCGCAAGAUUGUUUCUUACUGUAUAUCGCACACACUGUACACUAACACAGAUACACACACACACACACACACACAGAUUCGUGUAUGCUCGUCUUCGUGAAGCACACUCAUAAGCGCGUUGGUAUAACUCAUGCAUACAGUCUGGUGACCAUGUGUCAAUUAAGCAUUCAACGACUUUUAUACAAUAAGGACAUUCAACAGUUCAUUAAUGUAUUAACUUUGUAAUAACGUCUCGGUCUUACUAUUGGUUCAAAAUUUUAGUUUGUAAUAUAACAGAGAAUGUUCAAUUGACAUAUCGUUCAGUUAUUCACUGAUUUCUCGAUAUAAUAAAACGAAGAGUGUCUACCAGCUCUCGCUAUACCAACAUAUUAUACAGCUCGCGCAUAAGCUCUCGCUUAUAUACGAGAAACUCGAGCGCGCGAGUAUCACAAAGACUUUAAAGAGGAGAAAACUCAAAGACUGGCUGCGAAUACUCAAUUAAAGCACAUUUCCUCACGACAUACUAUCUCCUUGACAUUUUGCAAUUUACAUAUAGGCUUUAAAGAUUAAAAAUUUUAAGCGCGCUAGGACUGUGAAUUAUUAUACGAAAACCAACGAAGCUACCUGCUGGCAUAUAAUAGACAUACUUUGUGUGCGUAAACGAGAUAAAGAGAUGAGAUGCAGCAGCAGGCCGAGCGAGCGAUGUACCGACAGAACAAAAAAAAAAAA